CAGCCGUGCAUGAGACAAUAUCCAGACUUCCUCCCUUUGGCUCACAUUGUAUUAUUUGGUCAGCUUGUAGGAGAGAAGGAGCUGCUGGAACUGAGAUGCACUUGCUUGCAAAAUGAUAACCAAAUUUAUCAAGAUCGUAUCAAGGCCAUUUUAAAACAGCUGGAAGAGGUGGCUGCUGAAAGAGACCAGGCUCUCCUGACCCAGGAGGGGUACCAGAAGCAAUAUUCCCAAAGCCUGAGGGAUAAGGACAGCUACCGGAAGCAGAUCCGGGACCUCGGGGAGCGUUGUGACGAACUGCAGCUUCAGCUCUUCCAGAAGGAGGGACAGCUGCUGAGUGCCGAAGCAAAGCUGAAAAGGCUGUGCGUCGAUCCUUCCGCCCUGACUUCCGAUCUUGAGGAAAACUCAUCCCGGAGCUCUCAAGAGCUGGCUCCCCAUGGAAACCCAGAUGAAGACGGGAAAGGUGCCAAAGCAAGUAUGUUCAUCUGCCGCAAGGGAUCUUUUCUUUCUUGUUUAGAGGGGCAGGAGUGAUGUUUUGAGUUAGGCCUCCAGCCAGGGUGGUGCCUCACACGGGGCAGAGAUGGUCUCACGCUCUGCAGUUCAAGAACGAGGAGGAUUUUGAUCCUGGAUGGUCCUGCCACUGGAUUGCGAGAGGUUAUGACGACACCCAGGUCUCCGACCAUCCGACGUGCCCCAGAAACCCAUUUAAAUCAGUGGCACAGAACGUUGACGAGUGAGUAAUAAGUGGUCUAUGAAUCUACAGAUGCGUUCUUCUCUUUUAUUUCUUCCGUAGAAGAACGCUGCGGCGUU
This is a messenger RNA of Candoia aspera, 807 nucleotides long. Its product is annotated as caspase recruitment domain-containing protein 9-like. Gene Ontology annotation, cellular component: cytoplasm. Bases 10 to 528 code for a protein of 172 amino acids. The transcript has 4 exons. The record is from RefSeq and is a predicted model, not a curated record. Gene Ontology annotation, biological process: positive regulation of canonical NF-kappaB signal transduction. NCBI's taxonomy places the organism in Eukaryota, Metazoa, Chordata, Lepidosauria, Squamata, Candoiidae. Gene Ontology annotation, molecular function: CARD domain binding.